Molecule: messenger RNA, 21789 nt
Organism: Symsagittifera roscoffensis
Lineage: Eukaryota; Metazoa; Xenacoelomorpha; Acoela; Convolutidae
Product: pneumococcal serine-rich repeat protein-like
Exons: 39
Coding region: 102-21503 (7133 amino acids)
Molecular function (GO): protein binding
Source: RefSeq, a predicted model, not a curated record
UUGAUCAGUUAUCGUCUCAAAAAAGAAAUAAACUUUUCUUUGCCUUUAUUUAACUGAAAUAAAAAACAAUCUGAGGCGAUUUUUUUUCUCGACCAGAGAAGAUGAGAAAUAUCAUCUUCUGUGCGUGGCUCGCUAUAGCACUGUUCGCAGUGUGUAGUGAUGCCUCUUCGGGUGGUAACUCCUCAGCCUCCGAUCCCGCAGCUAGUGAUUCCCACUACUGUCUGUUCAUCCAGCUGGCAUGCAAUUCGACAGAUAAGAUUGCCGUACUGCAGCAAGAUGGAUACAGCUUGGUGCAGAGCAAGACUGACAACAUCACUUGCUUCUUAGAAAAGCCCACAACUGAAGGUCUUCUAUCUGGAGACAACGUUCAAUGCUGUGAAGGAUACGUGGGUGCAGACUGCUCAUUAACCGAGGACAGUAUGUCAGCAUCUGGAACGUACGUGAAGGAAAAUUUCAUGAAGAAAUUGGAUCAACUCACGGACGAAUGUGGGACAAAUGGCAUGCAGCCAGUGGACCCGAAUAGAGUAAUGGCCACGUGUAUUGCAAUGGGCAGCCACGCAAUCCGUACCUUCGACAACCACUACUACUACUUCAUGCCCAACUGUCGCUACUAUCUCACCAAGGCCAAGGACGACAGCUUCCACGUCCUCCUAGACUACCUGAGCUGCAAGAACGGAACUGACACUCAAUGCAAGAAAAAGACAGUGGACGUGAAAUGGUCAGUUGGUGACUUCAUAUACAGGGUGUUCGUGUCAGAGGACCUGCAGUUGACUCUGUACAAGGUGGCUUUCGGUUCGGAUGUUCUGAAUGCAGACCCAAUCUUGACUUGGGAUCUGGUAUCUUCUUCCUCCAACAGCAGCACCAGUGACGCUUGGUCAGACAACCACAAAGUGUCAAUUGAAAAGGAGCAGGACUAUGUAUACAUUGAGAGCCGCGCGGUAGGUUUCGCAGUGAAGCUGUACGGGACUGAUUCUGUCUAUGUAACUCUGAGUGACUAUUGGGAGUCGGACGAUGACGAGACUACAUACAGUACCAAAGUCAGUGGUCUUUGCAGCAACUACAACGGCGACAACCAGGACGAUGUUGUCGACUCGUCUGGAUCGACUAUUCCCAUGAACUCGUUCAUCUUGCAGAGUGAAAAACGCGGCGAAGGACAAACUUGUUCUGCGCCCGAGGCUACACUGCACACGUGUGUAAACAAGCCAGAUCUCUGGGAGGAGGCACUGUCUUUCUGCGGAAGAAUGAAGGACAACGCAACUUUUGGAGAAUGCGCCGGUGGAAGCGAAAAGCUGUGUGUGCCAUCAUUCAUCCUGGCCUGUACAUGGGAAUACUGCCUCUAUGGUGACAAUGAGGUUGAGAUCCGAAACAAGGCAGUCUGCACCACUUUCGACGCUUUCGUCCAGUCCUGUGCCGAUGAGCAACUCAGCAUCGGAGAGGUAGACUGGCACGACUCCAAAAUAUGCCCCAAAUACGAGUGCACUAGCAAGAAUAAAGUGUACAAGCCCCAAGGUAGCAUCUGCCAGCCUGCCUGUGGAACGCCCAAACCAGGAAUGAACAACGACUACUGCAAAAAGCAGAUUGCGGGAUGUUUCUGUCCCGCUUCGAUGUUGAUUGACUCCAAGAGUCCCCAGCUGGACUGUGUGAUGCCUGAUGAUUGCAAAUGCUACCACAACGACGUUGCCUACAAGAAAGGAGACGUGAUUCAAGUCAGCUGCUCCUCAUGCACUUGUGGGUCGGGCGGUAUGUGGGAUUGCGUGGCUCACAGUUGCAACCACCAGAUGGAGAUUAUCGGCAUGCACUUCCGAACAUUCGACCACACCUGGUACACCUUCUGCGGGACAGGUGAAUAUAUCCUAGUAGAGGAAAUGAAAGAUCUGAGCUUCAAGAUCUACAUCGACCAUCCCAAUGCACCCAAAGAUGCCUCGACUGGGUUGAGGAAAAUGGUACCGACUGGUAUACCGAUUUCGAUCAGGAUGGAACUGAUGGACGGAGAGAGUUCAAUCUGGAGUGUGGAAUUGUGGAAGGAUACAGUAAAAUGUAAUGGAGCUUCUAUCAACAAGUUCCCUUACAACAAGGUGCUGAAGGUUGGUCUGUUCACGGAGGCCAGUGUGAUGAGUCUGGGCAUGAGUUACUACCUGGUUCAAGUGGACACCUACUCCAUGGGCACGAUCUCAAUCCUCUACGACAGAGGAUCCAUCGCAAUCAUCACUCUCACUCCCUCAUUCCUCGACAUGCUGAAAGGUAUGGGUGGCUAUUACAACAACCUUAACAAGGACGACUUUAGAAAACUCGACAAUGUGGUUGUCACUUCUGUCUCCGAGUUUGCCCUCUCGUACGAAGUAAGCGACAAUUCCGUCAUGGUCACCGAUGACAUGCAUCGGGAGCUAGAUGACGCGUGUAGUAGUCUCGACCCCAAGUUGUAUGCAGCUCACUGUGAGGUGCUUCGUGACGAGUCGUACUUCGGGGCCUGUUAUGAGUACGUGGAGAUCUCCAAGUUUGUUGACAUGUGUCGAUUCGAUGCCUGCCACGCGUACCUCGAUUCCACUUUGAAAAACGAUAUAUCACAGUGCCAGGUUAUCGAGGCAUACGUGGUCAUGUGUCUGGAAAUCUCAGGCGCCAACAGCCAGGCAUCCAACGCUUCCAUCAUCGGAGACUGGCGAUCGGAUGCUCUGCUGGGCGGAUUUUGCGGUCGCUCUUGUUGCAAUGGAUUGGUCUACCAGGAAUGCAGCAACCCUUGCAUCAUGCAAUCAUGUUCCGGUGUCACCUUCUGGGGUGGCGUAUCUCGUCUACCCGACUGCUCAAUGCCAUGUGUGGGAGGAUGCGUGUGUCCAGGAGCUAACGAAGUAGUGGCGCAGGACGAUCCAGUCACUUGUGUGUCGUAUGAGAAUUGUCCGUGCGAGUACAAGAACCACAUGUACAACAGUGGAGAACAGCUGGAACAAGGAUGCGCCAUGUGCAACUGUUCGGCUGGUGUGUGGAGCUGCUCGUAUGAAAAAUGUCUGGAAGAGCUUUGUGACCUGGACCACGGAUUCGUGCUGUCACUCGACUACAACAAGUGUCCGCAGACAUGCCAGAACGAGGUGAAAAAAAGGGCUUUGGGCGAGUCUGUUACGUGCAAAGCUGAGGACAUCGUCGAGAUGGGCUGUGUGUGCCAGGAAGGAUACUAUCGGAUGGGAGACCACUGCUACCAGUUCGAGGCCUGUCCCUGCGAACAUGACGGAAUCCCAUACAACUCCAAUGAAACCUUCAGUAACGGAUGCCAGACUUGCACAUGUUAUGCUGGUCAAUGGGAAUGUUCUAAUGAGGAGUGUGACUCCAUCUGCUCGUCUUACGGGGACCCCCACUUCACUACAUUCGAUGGCACGAGUUACACUUUCCAAGGCGAUUGCAUCUACUACCUAGUGAAGGAGAAAAAACAGAACUUCGACAGCGAAGUCGACUUCUCAAUUCAGUAUGAGAACGUUGGUUGUGGCAAGGGUGGAGUGACUUGUGCUAAAGAUGUGUUAAUCACCAUCUCCAACGUGACAAUUAAGCUGAUCAGAGGAAGAGAAGUGACCUAUAACUCACACGAUCUCCAGCUUCCAUUCAUGACUGAGAGCAUCCAGAUUAUGCAGCAGGGACUCUUCACUGUCGUCAUGGUCAAGACAGACGAGGUGGAGUUCACACUGGAAUGGGACGGAAAAACGAGGAUCUACAUCAAAAUGCCACAAAUCAUGCAAAACCGUUUCGAAGGACUGUGUGGUAACUUCAACGGGGACUCGACUGACGACUUCACGGGAGCCGACGGACUCAGAACCGACAACUACAUCACAUUCGCUAAGUCUUUCGGAGCAUCAAGCCAAUGCAGGAACUUGGAUAUCGCUGUGCCUUCUGAAAAUCCCUGCGAGGUGGACGGCGGAAUUCGUGAAACGUGGGCAAAGUCUCAGUGCAGCUUCUUCCGAGAGGACGCCUUCCUCCCUUGCGUGGCACUGCUUGGAAGGGAACCCUUCGAGGACGACUGUAAGUCGGACGCGUGUGCCUGUGUCGAGUCGGGAGACAUCUCCUGCUUCUGCACCGCUGCCGAGAACUAUGCCAAGCUGUGCAAGGAGGCCGGCAUCAUUGUCGAUUGGCGAACCAAUGAGCGAUGCCCCUACUGUUGCGACAAUACUGAGGAGGAGUUCUCUUAUUGUAUGGGGAGGGAGAACUCGUGUAAGUACAAGAAUGACACAGACAUCAAAACUCUACGAUCUAUGGACUGCUUCGAAGGAUGCACUUGUAAAGCGGGAUUCUUCAGAAACGAAGAAACAGGAGAGUGCGUAGAGGAAGAAUCGUGUCCUUGUUACUACAUUGACGACAAUGGGUUCAACCAAGUUGCGCAGCCGGGCGAGAUGGUCAAACGGUCAAAUUGCACCAUGUGUACAUGCAAACAAGGGUCGAUGAACUGUGUUGAAAUUGAAAGUUGUUGUGUGACCGGAAUCCUCUGUGGGGACAUUUGCCUCCCAGAAAACGUCUGGUGCGACGGUGUCUGUGAUGGCCCAAAGAUCAAUGGAGAGUGUUGCGACGAAAUCGGAGACCACUGCAAAAAGAACGGGACAUGUGACGACUGUGCCCCCGGCCAGCUUUGUUGUGGGGACGACUCCAAGGAGUGCUAUGAUCCAAAAGAAGAAUGCGAUGGAAUGGUCUCUUGUCCAGGGGGCGGAGACGAGGUCAACUGCGGAUGCACGUGCCCUGAUGGCUAUACGAUCUGUGAAGCGAUUAACUACAACGAGCAGGAGGGAUGUCCGCCCUGUUUCAGAGAAAGUGAUGUCUGCGAUGGCACCUGCGACUGUCCCGAAACAGACGGCGAGUGUGCCGACGAAAAGGAUUGUUGUCCGGAGACAUACUACCAGUGCUACACCCCCAAAGGUGAGUUCGAAUGUCUCCCAGGAGGGGCCAAGUGUGACGGACACUGCGACUGUGCCGACUGCAGCGACGAAUCCGACUGCUGCUCCAAUGUUUGUUCCAAUAACUCCACUUACCGAUGUGAAUUCGACAGGGCACAGGGAUUCGAUGAAAAUGUGUGUCCUUGCGUGGAACUGGGCUGUGGAUUCUGUACCACUGGCAACUAUAGCGUAUGCAAGGCUGGGGAAUUCAAGAAGUACUGCGAAGUCGAUGAACCGUGCCACUUGGUGUGUCAGCACCCGACACUGGACGAAUUGGUCUGCAUGAGUUAUGACGAAGUAUGUAACACCACAUUUCCCUCGGACGAAAAGCGAUGCCGAAAUGACGAAGACAAGGACUCGGCUUGCUGUCAAACAACUACAGCUUCCACAACUGAGGAAACCACUACUUUCGAGGAAUCAAGCUCAUCUUCAUCGGCUACAACUUCAGGUUCGUCAUCUGGUCCGACUAGUUCUGGAUCAAGCGCUGGCUCCACAAGUUCUGGUCUAACCAGCUCAGCAUCAACUUCAGGGCCAACAAGUUCCGGCUCAACAUCUGCCACUACAAGUACUGGCUCAACAAGUUCUGGUGUCACGAGCCCUGGUUCGUCAACAUCUGGUUCAUCAGUACCAUCAACCAGUUCUGCAUCGUCCUCAGCUACCAGUUUCGGCUCCUCAUCUGGUCCAACCAGUUCUGGAUCAAGCACUGGCUCCACUAGCUCUGGCUCUACAAGUUCUGGUCUUACCAGCUCAGGAUCAACUUCAGGGCCAACGAGUUCCGGCUCAACUUCUGCCACUACAAGUUCUGGCUCAACAAGUUCUGGUGUCACGAGCCCUGGGUCGUCAACUUCAUCUGGUUCAUCAGCACCAUCAACCAGUUCUGCGUCUUCGACAGCUACCAGUUCCGGCUCCUCAUCUGGUCCAACCAGUUCUGGAUCAAGCACUGGCUCCACUAGCUCUGGCUCUACAAGUUCUGGUCUGACCAGCUCAGGAUCAACUUCAGGGCCAACGAGUUCCGGUUCAACUUCUGCCACUACAAGUUCUGGCUCAACAAGUUCUGGUGUCACGAGCCCUAGGUCGUCAACUUCCGGUUCAUCAGUACCAUCAACAAGUUCUGCAUCCUCGACAGCUACCAGUUCCGGCUCCUCAUCUGGUCCAACCAGUUCUGGAUCAAGCACUGGCUCCACUAGCUCUGGCUCUACAAGUUCUGGUCUGACCAGCUCAGGAUCAACUUCAGGGCCCUCGAGUUCCGGCUCAACUUCUGCCACUACAAGUUCUGGUGUCACGAGCCCUGGGUCGUCAACUUCCAGUUCAUCAGUACCAUCAACAAGUUCUGCAUCAUCGACAGCUACCAGUUCCGGCUCUUCAUCUGGUCCAACCAGUUCUGGAUCAAGCACUGGCUCCACUAGCUCUGCCUCUACAAGUUCUGGUCUGACCAGCUCAGGAUCAACUUCAGGGCCCACGAGUUCCGGCUCAACUUCUGCCACUACAAGUUCUGGCUCAACAAGUUCUGGUGUCACGAGACCUGGGUCGUCAACUUCAUCUGGCUCAUCAGCACCAUCAACCAGUUCUGCAUCUUCCUCUGCUACCAGUUCCGGCUCUUCAUCUGGUCCAACCAGUUCUGAAUCAAGCACUGGCUCCACUAGCUCUGGCUCUACAAGUUCUGGUCUGACCAGCUCAGCAUCAAGUUCAGGGCCAACGAGUUCCGGCUCAACUUCUGCCACUACAAGUUCUGGCUCAACAAGUUCUGGUGUCACGAGCCCUGGCUCGUCAACUUCAUCUGGUUCAUCAGCACCAUCAACCAGUUCUGCAUCUUCCUCUGCUACCAGUUCCGGCUCUUCAUCUGGUCCAAUCAGUUCUGGAUCAAGCACUGGCUCCACUAGCUCUGGCUCUACAAGCUCUGGCCUGACCAGCUCAGGAUCAACUUCAGGGCCAACGAGUUCCGGCUCAACUUCUGCCACUACAAGUUCUGGCUCAACAAGUUCUGGUGUCACGAGCCCUGGUUCGUCAACUUCAUCUGGUUCAUCAGCACCAUCAACAAGUUCUGCAUCUUCGACAGCUACCAGUUCUGGCUCCUCAUCUGGUCCAACCAAUUCUGGAUCAAGCACUGGCUCCACUAGCUCUGGCUCUACAAGUUCUGGUCUGACCAGUUCAGGAUCAACUUCAGGGCCAACGAGUUCCGGCUCAACUUCUGCCACUACAAGUUCUGGCUCAACAAGUUCUGGUGUCACGAGCCCUGGGUCGUCAACAUCCGGUUCAUCAGCACCAUCAACCAGUUCUGCAUCUUCGACAGCUACCAGUUCCGGCUCCUCAUCUGGUCCAACCAGUUCUGGACCAAGCAGUGGCUCCACUAGCUCUGGCUCUACAAGUUCUGGUCUGACCAGCUCAGGAUCUACUUCAGGACCAACGAGUUCCGGCUCAACUUCUGCCACUACAAGUUCUGGCUCAACAAGUUCUGGUGUCACGAGCCCUGGGUCGUCAACAUCCGGUUCAUCAGCACCAUCAACCAGUUCUGCAUCUUCGACAGCUACCAGUUCCGGCUCCUCAUCUGGUCCAACCAGUUCUGGAUCAAGCACUGGCUCCACUAGCUCUGGCUCUACAAGUUCUGGUCUGACCAGCUCAGGAUCUACUUCAGGACCAACGAGUUCCGGCUCAACUUCUGCCACUACAAGUACUGGCUCAACAAGUUCUGGUGUCACGAGCCCUGGAUCGUCAACAUCUGGUUCAUCAGUACCAUCAACCAGUUCUGCAUCGUCCUCAGCUACCAGUUCCGGCUCCUCAUCUGGUCCAAUCAGUUCUGGAUCAAGCACUGGCUCCACUAGCUCUGGCUCUACAAGCUCUGGUCUGACCAGCUCAGAAUCAACUUCAGGGCCAACGAGUUCCGGCUCAACUUCUGCAACUACAAGUUCUGGCUCAACAAGUUCUGGUGUCACGAGCCCUGGGUCGUCAACAUCCGGUUCAUCAGCACCCUCAACCAGUUCUGCAUCUUCCUCUGCUACCAGUUCCGGCUCUUCAUCUGGUCCAAUCAGUUCUGGAUCAAGCACUGGCUCCACUAGCUCUGGCUCUACAAGCUCUGGUCUGACCAGCUCAGGAUCAACUUCAGGGCCAACGAGUUCCGGCUCAACUUCUGCCACUACAAGUUCUGGUGUCACGAGCCCUGCAUCGUCAACUUCGCCUGGUUCUUCAGUACCAUCAACCAGUUCUGCGUCUUCCACAGCUACCAGUUCCGGCUCUUCAUCUGGUCCAACCAGUUCUGGAUCAAGCACUGGCUCCACUAGCUCUGGCACUACAAGUUCUGGAUUGACCAGCUCAGGGUCAACUUCAGGGCCAACGAGUUCCGGCUCAACUUCUGCCACUACAAGUUCUGGUGUCACGAGCCCUGCAUCGUCAACUUCUUCCGGCUCAUCGGUACCAUCAACCACUACUGCAUCUUCAUCUGCUAUCAGUUCCAGAUCUUCAUCUGGUCCAACUAGUUCUGGAUCAAGCGCUGGCUCCACUAGCUCCGGCUCUACAAGUUCUGGUUUGACCAGCUCAGGAUCAACUUCAGGGCCAACGCGGUCCAGCUCAACUUCUGCCACUACAACUUCUGGCUCAACAAGUUCUGGUGUCACGAGCCCUGCGUCGUCAACUUCAUCUGGUUCAUCAGCACCAUCAUCAAUUCCUGCAAGUUCUCCAUCCACCCAGGGCACAACUGAGGAAACCACUACUUUCGAGGAGUCAAGCUCAUCUUCAUCGGCUACAACUUCAGGUUCGUCAUCUGGUCCGACUAGUUCUGGAUCAAGCGCUGGCUCCACAAGUUCUGGUCUAACCAGCUCAGCAUCAACUUCAGGGCCAACAAGUUCCGGCUCAACUUCUGCCACUACAAGUACUGGCUCAACAAGUUCUGGUGUCACGAGCCCUGGAUCGUCAACAUCUGGUUCAUCAGUACCAUCAACGAGUUCUGCAUUGUCCUCAGCUACCAGUUCCGGCUCCUCAUCUGGUCCAACCAGUUCUGGAUCAAGCACUGGCUCUACUAGCUCUGGCUCUACAAGUUCUGGUCUUACCAGCUCAGGAUCAACUUCAGGGCCAACGAGUUCCGGCUCAACUUCUGCCACUACAAGUUCUGGCUCCACAAGUUCUGGUGUCACAAGCCCUGGAUCGUCAACCUCGUCUGGUUCCACGGUACCAUCAACUAGUUCUGCAUCUUCCUCAGCUACCAGUUCCGGAUCCUCGUCAGGCCCCACCAGUUCUGGAUCAAGCGCUGUCUCCACAAGCUCUGGCUCUACAAGUUCGGGUUUGACCAGCUCAGGAUCAACUUCAGGGCCUACAAGUUCGGGCUCAACUUCUGCCACUACAAGUUCUGGCUCAACACGUUCUGGUGUUACAAGCCCUGGAUCAUCAACUUCGUCUGGAUCGUCAGUGCCAUCAACCAGUUCUGCAUCUUCCUCAGCUACCAGCUCUGGCUUCUCGUCAGUCCCAACCAGUUCUGGAUCAAGCGCUGGCUCCACAAGCUCUGGCUCUACAAGUUCUAGUCUGACCAGCUCAGGAUCCACUUCAGGGAUCACAAGUUCCGGAUCAACAUCUGCCACUACAAGUUCUGGCUCAACAAGUUCUGGUGUCACAAGCCCCGGAUCGUCAACUUCGUCUGGAUCGUCAGUGCGAUCAACCAGUUCUGCAUCUUCCUCAGCUACCAGUUCUGGCUCCUCGUCAGUCCCAACCAGUUCUGGAUCAAGCGCUGGCUCCACAAGCUCUGGUUCUACAAGUUCUGGUCUGACCAGCUCGGGAUCAACUACAGGGCCAGCAAGUUCUGGUUCAACUUCUGCCACUACAAGUUCUGGCUCAACAAGUUCUGGUGUCACAAGCCCCGGAUCGUCAACCAGUUCUGCUUCUUCCUCAGCUACCAGUUCGGGCUCUUCAUCUGGCCCAGCCAGUUCUGGUUCAAGCGCUGGCUCCACAAGCUCUGGCUCUACAAGUUCUGGUCUGACCAGCUCAGGAUCAACUUCAGGGCCAACGAGUUCCGGCUCAACUUCUGCCACUACAAGUUCUGGUGUCACGAGCCCUGCAUCGUCAACUUCGCCUGGUUCCUCAGUACCAUCAACUAGUUCUGCAUCUUCGUCAGCUACCAGUUCCGGCUCCUCGUCAGGCCCAACCAGUUCAGGAUCAAGCGCUGGCUCCACAAGCCCUGGCUCUACAAGUUCUGGUCUGACCAGCUCAGGAUCAACUUCAGGGCUCACAAGUUCCGGCUCAACAUCUGCCACUACAAGUUCUGGCUCAACAAGUUCUGGUGUCACAAGCCCUGGAUCGUCAAUUUCGUCUGGUUCAUCAGUACCACCAACCAGUUCUGCAUCUUCCUCAGUUACCAGUUCCGGCUCUUCAUCAGGUCCAACCAGUUCUGGAUCAAGCGCUGGCUCCACAAGCCCUGGCUCUUCAAGCUCUGGUCUGACCAGCUCAGGAUCAACUUCAGGGCCCACAAGUUCCGGCUCAACAUCUGCGACCACAAGUUCUGGCUCAACAAGUACUGGUGUCACAAGCCCUGGAUCUUCAGCUUCGACUGGAUCGUCAGUACCAUCAACCAGUUCGGCUUCUUCCUCAGCUACCAGUUCCGGCUCCUCGUCAGGCCCAACCAGUUCUGGAUCAAGCGCUGGCUCCACAAGCUCUGGCUCUACAAAUUCUGGUGUGACCAGUCCAGGAUCAACUUCAGGGCCUACAAGUUCGGGCUCAACUUCUGCCACUACAAGCUCUGGCUCAACAAGUUCUGCUGUCACAAGCCCUGGAUCAUCAACUUUGUCUGGUUCAUCAGUACCAUCAACCAGUUCUGCAUCUUCUUCGGCUACCAGUUCCGGCUCCUCAUCAGGCCCAACGAGCUCUGGAUCAAGCGCUGUCUCCACAAGCUCUGGCUCUACAAGUUCGGGUUUGACCAGCUCAGGAUCAACUUCAGGGCCUACAAGUUUGGGCUCAACUUCUGCCACUACAAGUUCUGGUGUUACAAGCCCUGGAUCAUCAACUUCGUCCGGCUCAUCGGUACCAUCAACAACUUCUGCAUCAUCCUCAGCUACCAGUUCCGGCUCUUCAUCAGGUCCAACCAGUUCUGGAUCAAGCACUGGCUCCACGAGUCCUGGCUCUACAAGUUCGGGUUUGACCAGCUCAGGAUCAACUUCAGGGCCUAUAAGUUCGGGCUCAACUUCUGCCACUACAAGUUUUGGCUCAACAAGUUCUGGUGUCACGAGCCCUGGAUCGUCAACAUCUGGUUCAUCAGUACCAUCAACCAAUUCUGCAUCGUCCUCAGCUACCAGUUCCGGCUCUUCAUCUGGUCCAACCAGUUCUGGAUCAAGCACUGGCUCCACAAGCUCUGGCUCUACAAGUUCUGGUUUGACCAGCUCAGGAUCAACAUCAGGGCCUACAAGUUCGGGCUCAACUUCUGCCACUACAAGUUCUGGCUCAACAAGUUCUGGUGUUACAAGCCCUGGAUCAUCAACUUCGUUCGGCUCAUCGAUACCAUCAACAACUUCUGCAUCAUCCUCAGCUACCAGUUCCGGCUCUUCAUCAGGUCCAACCAGUUCUGGAUCAAGCGCUGGCUCCACAAGUCCUGGCUCUACAAGUUCGGGUUUGACCAGCUCAGGAUCAACUUCAGGGCCUACAAGUUCGGGCUCAACUUCUGCCACUACAAGUUCUGGCUCAACAAGUUCUGGUGUUACAAGCCCUGGAUCGUCAACUUCGUCUGGUUCAUCAGUACCAUCAACCAGUUCUGCAUCUUCCUCAGCUACCAGUUCCGGCUCUUCAUCAGGCCCAACCAGUUCUGGAUCAAGCGCUGGCUCCACAAGCCCUGGCUCUACAAGCUCUGGUCUGACCAGCUCAGGAUCAACUUCAGGGCCUACAAGUUCGGGCUCAACUUCUGCAACUACAAGUUCUGGCUCAACAAGUUCUGGUGUUACAAGCCCUGGAUCGUCAACUUCGUCUGGUUCAUCAGUACCAUCAACCAGUUCUGCAUCUUCCUCAGCUACCAGUUCCGGCUCUUCAUCAGGCCCAACCAGUUCUGGAUCAAGCGCUGGCUCCACAAGCCCUGGCUCUACAAGCUCUGGUCUGAUCAGCUCAGGAUCAACUUCAGGGCCUACAAGUUCCGGCUCAACAUCUGCCAGUACAAGUUCUGGCUCAACAAGUUCUGGUCUCACAAGCCCUGGAUCGUCAACUUCGUCUGGUUCAUCAGUACCAUCAACAAGUUCUGCAUCUUCUUCAGCUACCAGUUCCGGCUCCUCAUCUGGUCCAACCAGUUCUGGAUCAAGCGCUGGCUCCACAAGUCCUGGCUCUACAAGUUCGGGUUUGACCAGCUCAGGAUCAACUUCAGGGCCUACAAGUUCGGGCUCAACUUCUGCCACUACAAGUUCUGGCUCAACAAGUUCUGGUGUUACAAGCCCUGGAUCGUCAACUUCGUCUGGUUCAUCAGUACCAUCAACCAGUUCUGCAUCUUCCUCAGCUACCAGUUCCGGCUCUUCAUCAGGCCCAACCAGUUCUGGAUCAAGCGCUGGCUCCACAAGCCCUGGCUCUACAAGCUCUGGUCUGACCAGCUCAGGAUCAACUUCAGGGCCUACAAGUUCGGGCUCAACUUCUGCCACUACAAGUUCUGGCUCAACAAGUUCUGGUGUUACAAGCCCUGGAUCGUCAACUUCGUCUGGUUCAUCAGUACCAUCAACCAGUUCUGCAUCUUCCUCAGCUACCAGUUCCGGCUCUUCAUCAGGCCCAACCAGUUCUGGAUCAAGCGCUGGCUCCACAAGCCCUGGCUCUACAAGCUCUGGUCUGACCAGCUCAGGAUCAACUUCAGGGCCUACAAGUUCGGGCUCAACUUCUGCCACUACAAGUUCUGGCUCAACAAGUUCUGGUGUUACAAGCCCUGGAUCGUCAACUUUGUCUGGUUCAUCAGUACCAUCAACCAGUUCUGCAUCUUCCUCAGCUACCAGUUCCGGCUCUUCAUCAGGCCCAACCAGUUCUGGAUCAAGCGCUGGCUCCACAAGCCCUGGCUCUACAAGCUCUGGUCUGAUCAGCUCAGGAUCAACUUCAGGGCCUACAAGUUCCGGCUCAACAUCUGCCAGUACAAGUUCUGGCUCAACAAGUUCUGGUCUCACAAGCCCUGGAUCGUCAACUUCGUCUGGUUCAUCAGUACCAUCAACAAGUUCUGCAUCUUCUUCAGCUACCAGUUCCGGCUCCUCAUCUGGUCCAACCAGUUCUGGAUCAAGCACUGGCUCCACAAGCUCUGGCUCUACAAGUUCUGGUUUGACCAGCUCAGGCUCAACUUCAGGGCCUACAAGUUCGGGCUCAACUUCUGCCACUACAAGUUCUGGCUCAACAAGUUCUGGUGUUACAAGCCCUGGAUCGUCAACUUCGUCUGGUUCAUCAGUACCAUCAACCAGUUCUGCAUCUUCCUCAGCUACCAGUUCCGGCUCUUCAUCAGGCCCAACCAGUUCUGGAUCAAGCGCUGGCUCCACAAGCCCUGGCUCUACAAGCUCUGGUCUGACCAGCUCAGGAUCAACUUCAGGGCCUACAAGUUCGGGCUCAACUUCUGCCACUACAAGUUCUGGCUCAACAAGUUCUGGUGUUACAAGCCCUGGAUCGUCAACUUCGACUGGUUCAUCAGUACCAUCAACCAGUUCUGCAUCUUCCUCAGCUACCAGUUCCGGCUCCUCAUCUGGUCCAACCAGUUCUGGAUCAAGCACUGGCUCCACAAGUUCUGGCUCAACAAGUUCUGGUGUUACAAGCCCUGGAUCAUCAACUUCGUUCGGCUCAUCGAUACCAUCAACAACUUCUGCAUCAUCCUCAGCUACCAGUUCCGGCUCUUCAUCAGGUCCAACCAGCUCUGGAUCAAGCGCUGGCUCCACAAGUCCUGGCUCUACAAGUUCGGGUUUGACCAGCUCAGGAUCAACUUCAGGGCCUACAAGUUCGAGCUCAACUUCUGCCACUACAAGUUCUGGCUCAACAAGUUCUGGUGUUACAAGCCCUGGAUCGUCAACUUCGUCUGGUUCAUCAGUACCAUCAACCAGUUCUGCAUCUUCCUCAGCUACCAGUUCCGGCUCUUCAUCAGGCCCAACCAGUUCUGGAUCAAGCGCUGGCUCCACAAGCCCUGGCUCUACAAGCUCUGGUCUGACCAGCUCAGGAUCAACUUCAGGGCCUACAAGUUCGGGAUCAACUUCUGCCACUACAAGUUCUGGCUCAACAAGUUCUGGUGUUACAAGCCCUGGAUCGUCAACUUCGUCUGGUUCAUCAGUACCAUCAACCAGUUCUGCAUCUUCCUCAGCUACCAGUUCCGGCUCUUCAUCAGGCCCAACCAGUUCUGGAUCAAGCGCUGGCUCCACAAGUUCUGGCUCUACGAGUUCUGGCGUGACCAGUGCAGGAUCAACUUCAGGGCCUACAAGUUCGGGCUCAACUUCUGCCACUACAAGCACUGGCUCAACAAGUUCUGCUGUCACAAGCCCUGGAUCAUCAUUUUCGUCUGGUUCAUCAGUACCAUCAACAAGUUCUGCAUCUUCCUCAGCUACCAGUUCCGGCUCUUCAUCAGGCCCAACCAGUUCUGGAUCAAGCGCUGGCUCCACAAGUUCUGGCUCUACGAGUUCUGGCGUGACCAGUGCAGGAUCAACUUCAGGGCCUACAAGUUCGGGCUCAACUUCUGCCACUACAAGCACUGGCUCAACAAGUUCUGGUGUUACAAGCCCUGGAUCGUCAACUUCGUCUGGUUCAUCAGUACCAUCAACCAGUUCUGCAUCUUCCUCAGCUACCAGUUCCGGCUCUUCAUCAGGCCCAACCAGUUCUGGAUCAAGCGCUGGCUCCACAAGCCCUGGCUCUACAAGCUCUGGUCUGAUCAGCUCAGGAUCAACUUCAGGGCCUACAAGUUCCGGCUCAACAUCUGCCAGUACAAGUUCUGGCUCAACAAGUUCUGGUCUCACAAGCCCUGGAUCGUCAACUUCGUCUGGUUCAUCAGUACCAUCAACAAGUUCUGCAUCUUCUUCAGCUACCAGUUCCGGCUCCUCAUCUGGUCCAACCAGUUCUGGAUCAAGCGCUGUCUCCACAAGCUCUGGCUCUACAAGUUCUGGUUUCACCAGUUCAGGAUCAACUUCAGGGCCUACAAGUUCGGGCUCAACUUCUGCCACUACAAGCUCUGGCUCAACAAGUUCUGGUGUCACAAGCCCUGGAUCGUCAACUUCGUCUGGUUCAUCAGUACCAUCAACCAGUUCUGCCUCUUCUUCGGCUACCAGUUCCGGCUCCUCAUCAGGCCCAAUCAGUUCUGGAUCAAGCGCUGUCUCCACAAGCUCUGGCUCUACAAGUUCUGGUUUGACCAGCUCAGGAUCAACUUCAGGGCCUACAAGUUCCGGCUCAACAUCUGCCACUACAAGUUCUGGCUCAACAAGUUCUGGUGUCACAAGCCCUGGAUCGUCAACUUCGUCUGGUUCAUCAGUACCAUCAACCAAUUCUGCAGCUUCCUCAGCUACCAGUUCCGGCUCGUCAUCUGGCUCAACUAGUUCGGGAUCAAGCACUGGCUCCACAAGCUCUGGCUCUACAAGUUCUGGUCUGACCAGCUCAGGAUCAACUUCAGGGCCACCAAGUUCCAGCUCAGCUUCUGCCACUACAAGUUCUGGCUCAACAAGUUCAGUUGUAACUAGUGCUGGAUCAUCAUCGCCGUCCUCUGGCUCGUCAGCACCAUCAACCAAUCCUGCAACUUCACCAUCAACUCAGAGAACAACUGAGGAAACCACAACUUUCGAGGAGUCAAGUUCAUCCUCAACUGCCACAAGUUCAGCCUCGUCAUCUGGUCCGACUAGUUCGGGAUCAAGCGCUGGCUCCACUAGCUCUGGCUCUACAAGUUCUGGUUUGACCAGUUCAGGAUCAACUUCAGGACCUACAAGUCCGGGCUCAACUUCUGCCACUACAAGUUCUGGCUCAACAAGUUCUGGUGUUACAAGCCCUGGAUCGUCAACUUCGUCUGGUUCAUCAGUACCAUCAACCAGUUCUUCAUCUUCCUCAGCUACCAGUUCCGGCUCUUCAUCAGGCCCAACCAGUUCUGGAUCAAGCGCUGGCUCCACAAGCCCUGGCUCUACAAGCUCUGGUCUGACCAGCUCAGGAUCAACUUCAGGACCUACAAGUCCGGGCUCAACUUCUGCCACUACAAGUUCUGGCUCAACAAGUUCUGGUGUUACAAGCCCUGGAUCGUCAACUUCGUCUGGUUCAUCAGUACCAUCAACCAGUUCUGCAUCUUCUUCGGCUACCAGUUCUGGCUCUUCUUCUGGCCCUACCAGUUCUGGAUCAAGCGCUGGCUCCACAAGCUCUGGCUCAACAAGUUCUGGUGUCACAAGCUCUGGAUCAUCAACUUCGUCUGGUUCAUCAGUACCAUCAACCAUUUCUGCAUCUUCUUCGGCUACCAGUUCGGGCUCCUCAUCAGGCCCAACCAGUUCUGGAUCAAGCGCUGGCUCCACAAGUUCUGGUUUGACAAGUUCAGGAUCAACUUCAGGGCCUACAAGUCCGGGCUCAACUUCUGCCACUACAAGUUCUGGCUCAACAAGUUCUGGUGUCACAAGCCCUGGAUCAUCAACCUCGUCUGGUUCAUCAGUACCAUCUACCAGUUCUGCCUCUUCUUCGGCUACCAGUUCUGGCUCCUCAUCAGGCCCAACCAGUUCUGUAUCAAGCGCUGUCUCCACAAGCUCUGGCUCUACAAGUUCUGGUUUGACCAGUUCAGGAUCAACUUCAGGGCCUACAAGUUCCGGCUCAACAUCUGCCAGUACAAGUUCUGGCUCAACAAGUUCUGGUCUCACAAGCCCUGGAUCGUCAACUUCGUCUGGUUCAUCAGUACCAUCAACCAGUUCUGCAUCUUCUUCGGCUACCAGUUCUGGCUCCUCUUCUGGCCCUACCAGUUCUGGAUCAAGCGCUGGCUCCACAAGCUCUGGCUCAACAAGUUCUGGUGUCACAAGCUCUGGAUCAUCAACUUCGUCUGGUUCAUCAGUACCAUCAACCAUUUCUGCAUCUUCGGCUACCAGUUCCGGCUCCUCAUCAGGCCCAACCAGUUCUGGAUCAAGCGCUGUCUCCACAAGCUCUGGCUCUACAAGUUCUGGUUUGACCAGUUCAGGAUCAACUUCAGGGCCUACAAGUUCGGGCUCAACUUCUGCCACUACAAGCUCUGGCUCAACAAGUUCUGGUGUCACAAGCCCUGGAUCAUCAACCUCGUCUGGUUCAUCAGUACCAUCUACCAGUUCUGCCUCUUCUUCGCCUACCAGUUCCGGCUCCUCAUCAGGCCCAACCAGUUCUGGAUCAAGCGCUGUCUCCACAAGCUCUGGCUCUACAAGUUCUGGUUUGACCAGUUCAGGAUCAACUUCAGGGCCUACAAGUUCGGGCUCAAUUUCUGCCACUACAAGCUCUGGCUCAACAAGUUCUGGCUCAACAAGUUCUGGUAUCACAAGCCCUGGAUCGUCAACUUCGUCUGGUUCAUCAGUACCAUCAACCAGUUCUGCCUCUUCUUCGGCUACCAGUUCCGGCUCCUCAUCAGGCCCAACCAGUUCUGGAUCAAGCGCUGUCUCCACAAGCUCUGGCUCUACAAGUUCUGGUUUGACCAGUUCAGGAUCAACUUCAGGGCCUACAAGUUCCGGCUCAACAUCUGCUAGUACAAGUUCUGGCUCAACAAGUUCUGGUCUCACAAGCCCUGGAUCGUCAACUUCGUCUGGUUCAUCAGUACCAUCAACCAGUUCUGCAUCUUCUUCGGCUACCAGUUCUGGCUCCUCUUCUGGCCCUACCAGUUCUGGAUCAAGCGCUGGCUCCACAAGCUCUGGCUCAACAAGUUCUGGUGUCACAAGCUCUGGAUCAUCAACUUCGUCUGGUUCAUCAGUACCAUCAACCAUUUCUGCAUCUUCGGCUACCAGUUCCGGCUCCUCAUCAGGCCCAACCAGUUCUGGAUCUAGCGCUGUCUCCACAAGCUCUGGCUCUACAAGUUCUGGUUUGACCAGUUCAGGAUCAACUUCAGGGCCUACAAGUUCGGGCUCAACUUCUGCCACUACAAGCUCUGGCUCAACAAGUUCUGGUGUCACAAGCCCUGGAUCAUCAACCUCGUCUGGUUCAUCAGUACCAUCUACCAGUUCUGCCUCUUCUUCGCCUACCAGUUCCGGCUCCUCAUCAGGCCCAACCAGUUCUGGAUCAAGCGCUGUCUCCACAAGCUCUGGCUCUACAAGUUCUGGUUUGACCAGUUCAGGAUCAACUUCAGGGCCUACAAGUUCGGGCUCAAUUUCUGCCACUACAAGCUCUGGCUCAACAAGUUCUGGCUCAACAAGUUCUGGUAUCACAAGCCCUGGAUCGUCAACUUCGUCUGGUUCAUCAGUACCAUCAACCAGUUCUGCCUCUUCGGCUACCAGUUCCGGCUCCUCAUCAGGCCCAACCAGUUCUGGAUCAAGCGCUGUCUCCACAAGCUCUGGCUCUACAAGUUCUGGUUUGACCAGUUCAGGAUCAACUUCAGGGCCUACAAGUUCAGGCUCAACUUCUGCCACUACAAGUUCUGGCUCAACAAGUUCUGGUAUCACAAGCCCUGGAUCGUCAACUUCGUCUGGUUCAUCAGUACCAUCAACCAGUUCUGCAUCUUCUUCGGCUACCAGUUCUGGCUCCUCAUCUGGUUCUACCAGUUCUGGAUCAAGCGCUGUCUCCACAAGCUCUGGCUCUACAAGUUCUGGUUUCACCAGUUCAGGAUCAACUUCAGGGCCUACAAGUUCGGGCUCAACUUCUGCCACUACAAGUUCUGGCUCAACAAGUUCUGGUAUCACAAGCCCUGGAUCGUCAACUUCGUCUGGUUCAUCAGUACCAUCAACCAGUUCUGCCUCUUCUUCGGCUACCAGUUCCGGCUCCUCAUCAGGCCCAACCAGUUCUGGAUCAAGCGCUGUCUCCACAAGCUCUGGCUCUACAAGUUCUGGUUUGACCAGUUCAGGAUCAACUUCAGGGCCUACAAGUUCAGGCUCAACUUCUGCCACUACAAGUUCUGGCUCAACAAGUUCUGGUAUCACAAGCCCUGGAUCGUCAACUUCGUCUGGUUCAUCAGUACCAUCAACCAGUUCUGCAUCUUCUUCGGCUACCAGUUCUGGCUCUUCAUCUGGUCCUACCAGUUCUGGAUCAAGCGCUGGCUCAACAAGUUCUGGUGUCACAAGCCCUGGAUCGUCAACUUCGUCUGGUUCAUCAGUACCAUCAACCAGUUCUGCCUCUUCUUCGGCUACCAGUUCCGGCUCCUCAUCAGGUCCAAUCAGUUCUGGAUCAAGCGCUGUCUCCACAAGCUCUGGCUCUACAAGUUCUGGUUUCACCAGUUCAGGAUCAACUUCAGGGCCUACAAGUUCGGGCUCAACUUCUGCCACUACAAGCUCUGGCUCAACAAGUUCUGGUGUCACAAGCUCUGGAUCAUCAACUUCGUCUGGUUCAUCAGUAGCAUCAACCAGUUCUGCAUCUUCUUCGGCUACCAGUUCCGGCUCCUCAUCAGGCCCAACCAGUUCUGGAUCAAGCUCUGUCUCCACAAGCUCUGGCUCUACAAGUUCUGGUCUGACCAGCUCAGGAUCAACUUCAGGGCCUACAGGUUCCGGCUCGACUUCUGUCACUACGAGUUUUGGCUCAACAAGUUCUGGUGUCACAAGCCCUGGAUCGUCAACUUCGUCCGGCUCAUCGGUACCAUCAACAGCUUCUGCGUCUUCCUCGGCUACCAGUUCCGGCUCGUCAUCAGGCCCAACCAGUUCUGGAUCAAGUGCUGGCUCCACAAGCUCUGGCUCUACAAGUUCUGGUCUGACCAGCUCAGAAUCAUCUUCAGGGCCCACAAGUUCGGGCUCAACAUCUGCCACUACAAGUUCUGGAUCAACAAGUUCUGGUGUCACAAGCUCUGGUUCGUCAACUUCGCCUGGUUCAUCAGUACCAUCAACCAGUUCUGCAUCUUCCUCAGCUACCAGUUCCGGCUCGUCAUCAGGCCCAACCAGUUCUGGAUCAAGUGCUGGCUCCACAAGCUCUGGCUCUACAAGCUCUGGUCUGACCAGCUCAGGAUCAACUUCAGGGCCUACAAGUUCCGGCUCAACAUCUGCCAGUACAAGUUCUGGCUCAACAAGUUCUGGCUCAACAAGUUCUGGUGUCACAAGCCCUGGAUCGUCAACUUCGUCUGGUUCAUCAGUAACAUCAACCAGUUCUGCAUCUUCCUCAAUUAUAAGUUCCAUCUCUACUACCACUGAGACUUGGGCAACACGGUCUAGACCUCCUAGGACUACACCAAGUAAAACAACUCAUAUGCAGAAUGGGACACAGUCAUCAUCUCUACCCUCGACUACCUCGUCAGGUUCCACUGUGGAGACCACAACAUUUGAAGAGUCCACGUCGUCGUCGUUCCCUUCGACCAGCUCUCUCUCAACUUCCGUAUCUUCAACUCCGUCGCUGUCCACUUCCUCGCCAGUUUCAUCAACCACUGUCUCCGGCAGCACGCCAAUCAGCACCUCUCGGUCCUCCACUCAAUCCGUCUCCACUGUCACCACCACCAACACCCCCUCCAGAUCUACAUCUACGCCCCCCUGUGAUCCAGACGUGCCAUGUGGUCAGUUCAAAACCAAAAUAGUAAAUGGACCCUGUACUAAUGACUCAUCCGUCGACGACGACUCCAUUUGUAAACCCGAGUGCGGAAAGGAAGUGACCACUGCGGAGAUCGUGCCUGGAUGUUGCAAUGAGUGUACCGGUGACCUAGUGGCGUCUAACUGCAGCAACAAGUGUGGAUCCACCUGUGCUUCCAUUGGCUCAGACUGCAGCCAAUCAGAAUCGUCGGACGAUGAUUUCACAUGCUACGAAGGCUGUUCGUGUGCAGAAGGAAUGGCAUACGACGACAAGCUGAAUAAAUGUGUGGCUGUGAGUGAGUGUGGAUGUUACUACAAUGAUGCGUCUGGAACAGUCCGAAACUUUCUCUCAUCCAGUGGCUCCUUGUCAUUCUCGGCCAAUGACUGUCCCAUUUACGACGACCGAUAUGACCGCGACCUCAUUUUCAGUUGCAAGUGCACAUGUUUCGCGGGUGAGCUCAGUUGCAACGUGACCACGUGCAAUGACUAUGAUGGAGUCUGCAGAAAGGCGAAUGAGACGUGGACUGACAAAGAUGACACUUGUAAGGAGUACUCAUGUGCCAAGAAUGGUACAGUUAUAGAGAUAACUCCUGACUAUAACUGCAGUGACAUCAUCGAACAGUGUGUGGAUAGCGGAGGAGAGUUGUCGGAUGAGAUAAACCCUGACACUUGUUGUCCCGGCUGCUACCACCCGCCGCCCUGUGACACAAAGAGGAAGAAUACCACCCUCUCCGUCGACAAUUAUGGACAGAAUUGUGUUACGAAUGGUACUGUUACCAUUGAGUACUGUUCGGGUGAAUGUGGCGAGACUUCUAAGGUAUUGGACGAGGCCAAAUUGACCAAUGAGGGAGUUAUCGACUUCGUAACCGACUGCAGAUGUUGCCAAGGAGUGUUCGACAAUAUUAUUGUCGAAUUCAGUUGUCCUGACGGCGACAUCAUUACUCGAGAACUCCCGAUCGCAGUGCAGAGUUGCGGGUGUACGACUGGGUGUCCCGACAAGCAACCGGAUCUUCCUCUGCCUUCGACCCUUUUGAUGCCAACAUUCCUUUAAAGAGGCAGAAAAAAAAUACAAAAAAGUGAAAUAUAAGUUCUGCAAAAAUUAUGUAAAUGGUAUUGAAAUUAUUUAAAUGUGACGGUUAUCAUGAAGAUGUGAUUCGAAAACCAAAAAAAAAGAAGAAAUUCCAAAUGAACCAGACAUGAACUGAGAAAUAUGUAUGAAUUUCUAAAAUUGUAUCUGAUUUAUUGGUUGAAGUAUUUGAAUUUGGCUGAGGAAAUAAAGCGGUGAAAGCAUUUACUCUAAUGAUAAUUUUCGGGCAAUUAAAUCAAUUUCAAAUAAA